This is a messenger RNA of Saprolegnia diclina VS20, 417 nucleotides long. RefSeq lists its product as hypothetical. The record is from RefSeq and is a predicted model, not a curated record. Bases 1 to 417 code for a protein of 138 amino acids. NCBI's taxonomy places the organism in Eukaryota, Oomycota, Saprolegniomycetes, Saprolegniales, Saprolegniaceae. The transcript is spliced from 2 exons.
AUGCCCGAGGUCGGCCCGAUCCUGCGCGCGGGCCUCGACUCGAUGAGCCCCGCCGGCAUGCGCCAGGGCUACUGCUUGGGUCUUGUCGAGGUCAUCCAGUUCUCGCCCAGGAAGCAGCUCAAAGAUAUCGUCGAGAGAUUUGUCGUCGAAGACGCUCUUUGCGACGCACUACCCGAGGUCCACCACGCGGCUGGUGAUGCGUUUGAUGUCAUCCACAAGACUAUGGGCUACCGCUCGAUCGACGAGCUCAAUCUCCGCCUCCUCAAGUGUAUCACAUCGUACCUCGCACCACGCCUGCUCACAACGCCAACGGCCUUGUCCAACAUCCAAGCGAUCGUCUCCUUCUCGGGUGCGGUGCUGCAUUGCGACAUGGACCACCUCCGCAAAUUAGCACGUUCAACCUCUAUCCAUCACUAG